Molecule: messenger RNA, 447 nt
Organism: Paramecium octaurelia
Lineage: Eukaryota; Ciliophora; Oligohymenophorea; Peniculida; Parameciidae
Source: the annotation of a GenBank genome assembly
AUGAUUUUUUUUAUCUGGUUUCAGAAAAGUUUUCUGUAUACCAUAGAAUCAAAGCAUCUUUUUACUGAUUGUUCAGUUUAUCAAAAUAAGUACAUUUAUUUUCUUUCAAUAUGUGAUCUAUUUCAUAAAAACAUUCACUAAAUCUACCCAAUGAUAAAUAAUAUCUAGGAUUAUCUCUUCCGUAUUUCUUCAGAUAAUAGUAAAUAGAAAUUGUUAGCAAAGCAUUACAGAAAUGGAUGGCCUUAUGAUUUCCAUUUUCAUAAUCGUCACAAAACAGAUACCAUAAUAAUAUUGGAUAGCCACUUCCAAUCCCGUGGAAAAGAUUAACCAACGCAGCCAUUUACCCUCUAUGAUUUCUAGGAAUCACUUCUAUUGUCAAUAAUUAACUAUAUUGAGCACAUAUCCCAUGCAUAAAUCCUUAGAGUAAAAAUACAAACAAAAUUAUGA